GACUACAAACCGGCAACAGUUUGCUUAUGAGGACUGCACAGAGUCUAGGUCUCUGUGCAGGAACCCCAGCGAUGGGGUAGGUGUCAAGAUUUCUCCAUCUUGCUAAGGAGGAACGGUUUCCUAUUUGAUAUAGCUGAUGGUACCAUGCAAAAAUCAGAUCCUCGAAAAGUGAUAGACUGGAACAAUGUUAGGAAACACAAGUAUGGUCACCUUUCCGUGUCUGCAUCCCAGUAUCGAGAAGCUACUGACAUCCUGGAACUAGGUCAUUUUACCUGGGACAAAUACCUAAAAGAAACAUGUUCAGUCCCAGCGCCUGUCCAUUGCUUCAAGCAGUCCUACACACCUCCAAGCAACGAGUUCAAGAUCAGCAUGAAAUUGGAAGCACAGGACCCCAGGAAUACCACAUCCACGUGUAUUGCAACAGUAGUUGGACUGACAGGUGCCCGCCUCCGCCUUCGCCUUGAUGGCAGCGACAACAAGAAUGACUUCUGGAGGCUAGUUGACUCCUCUGAAAUCCAGCCUAUUGGGAACUGUGAGAAGAAUGGGGGUAUGCUGCAGCCCCCUCUGGGAUUUCGGCUGAAUGCCUCCUCUUGGCCCAUGUUCCUUUUGAAGACACUAAAUGGAGCAGAGAUGGCUCCCAUCAGGAUUUUCCACAAGGAACCACCCUCGCCUUCCCACAACUUCUUCAAAAUGGGAAUGAAGCUAGAAGCUGUGGACAGGAAGAACCCUCAUUUCAUUUGCCCAGCCACUAUUGGGGAGGUGCGGGGCUCAGAGGUGCUUGUCACUUUUGAUGGGUGGCGAGGGGCCUUUGACUACUGGUGCCGCUUCGACUCCCGGGACAUCUUCCCUGUGGGCUGGUGCUCCCUGACUGGAGACAACCUACAGCCGCCUGGCACUAAAGUUGUGAUUCCAAAGAACCCCUAUCCUGCAUCCGAUGUGAACACUGAGAAGCCCAGCAUCCACAGCAGUACCAAAACUGUCUUGGACCAUCAACCAGGGCAGAGGGGGCGUAAACCAGGAAAGAAGCGGGGCCGGACACCCAAGCCCCUAAUUCCCCACCCCGUCUCUACCCCAUCCAAGUCAGCUGAACCUUUGAAAUUCCCAAAGAAGAGGGGUCCCAAACCUGGCAGUAAGAGGAAACCUCGGACUUUGCUGAACCCACCACCCACCUCACCAACAACCAGCACCCCUGAACCGGACACCAGCACUGUACCCCAAGAUGCUGCCACCAUCCCCAGCUCAGCCAUGCAGGCCCCCACAGUGUGUAUUUACUUGAACAAGAACGGCACCCCGGGCCCCCACUUAGAUAAGAAGAAGGUCCAGCUGCUCCCUGACCAUUUUGGGCCAGCCCGCGCCUCCGUCGUGUUGCAGCAGGCUGUCCAGGCUUGCAUCGACUGUGCUUAUCAUCAGAAAACUGUCUUCAGCUUCCUCAAACAGGGCCAUGGUGGUGAAGUGAUCUCAGCCGUGUUUGACCGUGAGCAGCACACCCUCAACCUCCCGGCAGUCAACAGCAUCACCUACGUCCUCCGCUUCCUGGAGAAACUCUGCCACAACCUUCGCAGUGACAAUCUGUUUGGCAGCCAGCCCUUUACACAGCCUCACUUGCCGCUCCCCGCCGCCGAGUACAGCCACAGCCACGACAGGUACCUACCAGGUGAAAGCUUUGUCCUGGGGAACAGUCUGACCCGGUCCUUGGAACCACACACAGACUCCAUGGACUCUGCCUUGACUCCCACCAACCUUGUCAGCAGCUCCCAAAACCUUCGAACCCACGGGUACCGGCCUCUGCUGCCAUCGUGUGGCCUCCCACUGAGUACGGCCUCGGCUGUGCGCAGGCUGUGCGCCAGGGGGUCGGAUCGAUACCUGGAAAGCCGGGAUGCCUCUCGACUGAGUGGCCGGGACCCCUCCUCCUGGACAGUAGAGGACGUGAUGCAGUUUGUCCGGGAAGCCGAUCCUCAGCUUGGACCCCACGCUGACCUCUUUCGCAAACACGAGAUCGACGGCAAGGCUCUACUUCUGCUGCGCAGUGACAUGAUGAUGAAGUACAUGGGGCUGAAGCUGGGGCCCGCGCUCAAGCUCUCCUUCCACAUCGACCGGCUGAAGCAGGGCAAGUUCUGAAGCGGGAGACACGCCCAGACACCUGCGGGCCCGCCGGAAGGGUCGGCACUCUUCUCCCUGGAAGGAGGGCCAGCCACCUCCUGGCACCUUGGUGGGGCUCAGGGCCACCGCGGGACCCCAGGAGGCCUUGCGGCGCCACCGCUGCUCCCCUUCCUGCCACGAUGCGUCCUUCCAUGAAGGACUGAGGAGGGGCGGGUGUGGGUCCCAGGGCUGGCGCUGCUCUUGCCCUCAGCCCUGCCUCAGCUCUCAGGCUCCUUGGUAUUUAUUUCCCAAGCCCACUGGCCUCUCGGCAGGUGUUUAGUCUCAACCCCUUCCUGGUGGUGGAGGAAGGGGCUGGCCUCGGAGGCCCCAGAAGAUGGGGCCCAGACCCCCUGCCCCGUGCCAGGCCUGGCAUGGCACCCCAUUGCCCCACAGCUCCUGCCACCUCCUCUCAAGGGCCCCAGGCUCCAAACUCACGGUGCACAUCUCUACCUUUUCUUUAAAAAAGAUCUUUUCUUACUGUUAAUUUAUUGUUUCUGGCACUUGGGCAGGCCCUUCAGCUCGCACUCCUCCCACUGCAGACAUGGGGUUUCAGGAGGCGGGAGGCUGCCCUGCCCUUGUCCAAGACAGGCACGGGCCCUUUUCAGACCACAUCACCGUGGGCACUUUCUCUGUGGGAUGGACAGAUCAUUCAGGCCUUGACCACGCACCCCUCAGCUUGGGGAGAAGAGAGUUGCUGCCACCUUCCCCUCUGCCUCCACUGGGCCCUUUGCAGCCCCAGGCCUCAUCUGCGGGAAUGGGAGCCCCUGCCCCCUGCUCUCCCCCACACAGCCCCCUGCUCUGGCCAGAACUGCUGCCGGAGAGGGUCAGGCCCUGUGGUUUCAGGCCACAAGGGCCAUAAGGUGGAUGGGAGGGGAGGGUCUCCAGGCUGGUGUCUGGUUGGACCCUCUCCGUUGUCCAGAUGCUUCCUUUGUGAGCAGGUCAGCAGCACAGCUGCCCCCGCUGCCAUCUGGCCUUCUUUUAUGUCAACUUGUUUAUAAAUAAAACCAGUAUAGAUGCCA
This is a messenger RNA of Suricata suricatta (meerkat), 3158 nucleotides long. It is a transcript of the gene SCMH1, whose product is annotated as Scm polycomb group protein homolog 1. Bases 145 to 2118 code for a protein of 657 amino acids. Gene Ontology annotation, cellular component: nucleus. Gene Ontology annotation, biological process: regulation of DNA-templated transcription. Gene Ontology annotation, molecular function: protein binding. Lineage: Eukaryota; Metazoa; Chordata; Mammalia; Carnivora; Herpestidae. The record is from RefSeq and is a predicted model, not a curated record. The transcript has 15 exons.